Molecule: messenger RNA, 1484 nt
Organism: Hippocampus comes (tiger tail seahorse)
Lineage: Eukaryota; Metazoa; Chordata; Actinopteri; Syngnathiformes; Syngnathidae
Gene: crppa
Product: CDP-L-ribitol pyrophosphorylase A
Exons: 10
Coding region: 27-1337 (436 amino acids)
Biological process (GO): protein O-linked glycosylation via mannose; isoprenoid biosynthetic process
Cellular component (GO): cytosol
Molecular function (GO): D-ribitol-5-phosphate cytidylyltransferase activity
Source: RefSeq, a predicted model, not a curated record
UUCCGGGACAUUCCACCCAGGAGAUCAUGGACGUGCCCCUUGUCGACAUGUUGUGCGAGGAACCGGGCAGGCCCGCACAUCCUGAGACUUUCCUUUCCAGCCAACGCGGAAAGAACGGGCUCGCGCCGGUCACAGUUGGCGUGGACUUCCCGGUGUGUGUGGUUCUUCCUGCCGGUGGCAGCGGAGAGAGGACCGGACUCCAGACACCGAAACAGUUCUGCUUGCUAUUGGGCAGACCGCUUAUAAGCUACACGAUUCGGAGUUUUGAGAGAGUAUCAUGGAUCCACAGCAUUGUGGUUGUCGUGGCCAAAGAAAACAUGGACCUGAUGACGGACAUCGUUGGGCGCUUCCAGCACACCAAAGUCCGGCUGGUGGCGGGCGGCUCCACGCGUCACAGGUCAAUUUGUAAUGGAGUCAUGGCCCUGGCUGAGGAAGAUGAGGAACAGGAGCGGGAGAACAAGGUGGUCAUCAUCCAUGAUGCCGUUCGUCCUUUUGUGGAGGAGGAAUUCCUGUAUCAUAUUACCGUGGCUGCUCGGGAACAUGGAGCGUCAGGGGCCAUCCGACCACUCGUCUCCACGGUGAUAGCCACUACGUCAGAGGGCUUCCUGGAUCACUCGCUGGAGCGAGCUAAGUACAGAGCCAGCGAGAUGCCUCAGGCCUUCAAGUUCAACAUUGUCCAUAAAGCUUAUCAAAGGUGCACUGAAGCCGACUUUGCCUUUGGUACCGAGUGUCUCCAUCUGGUGCUGCAGUACUGCGCCACCAACGCCAAGCUCAUCGAGGGCCCGCCCACAUUGUGGAAGGUCACCUACAAACGGGAUUUGGCUGCUGCAGAGUCUGUUGUCAAAGACAAACUAUCUCGGUCGGCCUGCGUGAUCACAGGCGCAUGUUCGCGUGCUAGGAUGCUGGCCGACUCCCUCCACGAGGCCUUUUGUAGCCUAGAAAUGGAGCUGGACAUCAUCCCAGAUGUGAUUGGUGACAACGGCGGGUAUCUGCACAAGGCCUGGAACUUUAUCCAAUUUUUUAUGAAUGUCUCUGACUUGGCUCAACUGGAGACCACGUUUGCGGCGAUAGAGGCGGCCCGUCAAACACUUCUACAUCCGGUGGUUGUCAUCGUGGUCCAUUUAAGCAACGCGGAUCGACGGGCAGUUGAGCCGGCAGCCUUUGCCGAAUUGGCCUCGACAGCCAAGCUCCGCAAUAUUCUCUUGUACGGUGUCCAUGUGCAGCAGUCAAAGGAUGCCGAGCGAUGGGCGAGGUCUGUGGCAAAAGUGGCCGAGCUGACAUCAGCUUUGAUUCGGGAGCGGAGCGAGGCUUUGGUGGGACAACUUCUUCAAGCGUGACACACUUCAAGAAAAAAAAUCAAUCACAUUCAAAUAGACCGGGAAGCACAAGCUGCCAGUCAUCUGCUUAGCCCGCCUCCACAUCUUGAUCGGAGUCUUUUUUUUUUUUCCUCACUGUGACGAAUAAAUUGACUUGGACAUGUGGAA